CGGCGGCCAAGCGCAAGUUCGCGGAUUCCCUCAACGAGUUCAAGUUCCGCUGCAUCGGAGACGCUGAAACGGAUGAUGAGAUCUGCAUAGCCAAGUCUCUGCAGGAGUUUGCCACCGUUCUGAGGAACCUGGAGGACGAGCGGAUGCGCAUGAUCGAGAACGCCAGCGAGGUGCUGAUCACGCCGCUGGAGAAGUUCCGCAAGGAGCAGAUCGGGGCGGCCAAGGAUGCCAAAAAGAAAUAUGACAAGGAGACAGAGAAGUAUUGUGGUGUCCUAGAAAAGCACUUAAACUUGUCUUCAAAGAAGAAAGAAUCCCAGCUUCAGGAGGCAGACAGCCAGGUGGACCUGGUCCGGCAGCAUUUCUACGAAGUUUCCCUGGAGUAUGUCUUCAAGGUGCAGGAGGUCCAGGAGAGGAAGAUGUUUGAGUUCGUGGAACCACUGCUGGCCUUUCUGCAGGGCCUUUUCACUUUCUACCACCACGGCUAUGAGCUCGCAAAGGACUUCAGCGAUUUCAAGACCGAGCUGACAAUCAGCAUCCAGAAUACAAGGAAUCGUUUUGAAGGAACGAGGUCAGAGGUUGAAUCUUUGAUGAAGAAGAUGAAGGAGAAUCCUCACGAGCACAAAAACAUCAGCCCUUACACAAUGGAGGGUUAUCUCUACGUGCAAGAGAAACGUCACUUUGGGACGUCCUGGGUGAAGCAUUACUGCACAUACCAGAGGGAAUCGAAGCGGAUCACGAUGGUGCCAUUUGACCAGAAGUCUGGAGGAAAAGGGGGAGAAGAUGAAGCUGUUAUCCUCAAAUCCUGCACACGGCGGAAAACUGACUCGAUUGAGAAGAGGUUUUGCUUUGAUGUGGAAGCUGUGGACCGGCCUGGUGUGAUCACCAUGCAGGCGCUCUCGGAAGAGGACCGGAGGCUGUGGAUGGAGGCGAUGGACGGCCGGGAGCCGGUCUACAACUCGAACAAGGACAACCAAAGUGAAGGCACUGCCCAGUUGGAUAACAUUGGCUUCAGCAUUAUCAAGAAGUGCAUACAUGCUGUCGAAACAAGAGGGAUCAAUGAGCAAGGGCUCUACAGAAUCGUUGGAGUCAACUCUAGAGUUCAAAAGCUGUUGAGUAUAUUAAUGGAUCCCAAAACAGCCACAGAAACAGAGACAGACAUCUGUGCGGAGUGGGAGAUAAAGACCAUUACUAGUGCACUGAAAACCUACCUGAGAAUGCUGCCAGGGCCACUCAUGAUGUACCAGUUUCAAAGGAGCUUCAUCAAAGCAGCAAAACUGGAGAAUCAAGAGUCAAGAGUGUCAGAGAUCCACAGCCUCGUGCAUCGGCUCCCGGAGAAAAACAGGCAGAUGCUGCACUUGCUCAUGAACCACUUGGCAAAAGUUGCAAAUAAUCACAAGCAGAACCUGAUGACUGUUGCUAAUCUGGGUGUGGUGUUUGGGCCAACACUGCUUCGACCUCAAGAGGAAACAGUUGCUGCCAUUAUGGACAUCAAAUUUCAGAACAUUGUGAUUGAAAUUUUAAUAGAAAACCACGAGAAGAUAUUUAACACGGUGCCAGAGACUCCGCCGUCGAACUCGCAGCUGCUGCUACACACCGCCCAGCCCAGCGAGACACAGGAGAACAGGAACAGCAUUAUCAACUCCAGCCUGGAAUCCGUCAUCUCUUCAAAUGCAAACAGCUUCCUCAACUCCAACAGUGCUCCCCAGCCCAGCCUGAACUCAAGUGAUCUUGAACUAGAAGUAAUUAAACCCAACAGGCCAAAUUCACUCCCUCAGAAUCCAAGCCCAACGUCACCCCUCUCACCGUCCUGGCCCAUGUUCUCCGCGCCAUCCAGCCCUAUGCCCACCUCCUCCACGUCCAGCGACUCAUCCCCCAUCAGCUCCCCGCUGCGGAAGGCCCGGGCUCUGUACGCCUGCAAAGCAGAACACGACUCGGAGCUCUCCUUCACGGCAGGCACCGUGUUUGAGAAUGUUCAUCCAUCCCAGGAGCCUGGCUGGCUGGAAGGGACCCUCAAUGGAAAGACAGGAUUAAUCCCUGAGAACUACGUGGAGUUCCUAUAA
Chaetura pelagica (chimney swift) is the source of this 2060-nucleotide messenger RNA. It is a transcript of the gene ARHGAP26, whose product is annotated as Rho GTPase activating protein 26. Gene Ontology annotation, biological process: signal transduction. The coding region runs from base 144 to 2060 and encodes 638 amino acids. The transcript is spliced from 23 exons. The record is from RefSeq and is a predicted model, not a curated record. Lineage: Eukaryota; Metazoa; Chordata; Aves; Apodiformes; Apodidae. Gene Ontology annotation, molecular function: GTPase activator activity; protein binding. Gene Ontology annotation, cellular component: cytoplasm.